This is a messenger RNA of Acyrthosiphon pisum (pea aphid), 1967 nucleotides long. RefSeq names its product venom protease. Gene Ontology annotation, molecular function: serine-type endopeptidase activity. The transcript is spliced from 10 exons. The record is from RefSeq and is a predicted model, not a curated record. Lineage: Eukaryota; Metazoa; Arthropoda; Insecta; Hemiptera; Aphididae. The coding region runs from base 503 to 1684 and encodes 393 amino acids. Gene Ontology annotation, biological process: proteolysis.
CCUUAUUUUAUUAGUAUCUCUUUUGGCGUAUGACUGAUCACUUCUUCAUAGUUCUUACCUUUCGUACAAGGUACAACUAAUUUAAGUUAGACAAACUAUGCUGUUAUGUAUUAUAUUUCUAUAAUAAACACUAAGUCAGAAUAAUAGAAGUCACCAACAAAUUAACAGGUAAUUUGCGGGGUGGAAUAUACAUUGGCGUAAUUAAAUGUUUUAAUGGAGCCAUUAUAGUUGGUGUAGCAUUUAACCUUUAACUUCAAUAGGCUAAUGUUACAAAAAUGACAAAUAUAAUAUCUCCUUCAUAACAUAUUUUUUUUUAGUUAGUAGGGAUUACUUUGCUGACGACGUCUAGGCCACGUAUAUUUAUUAUUGUAAAUAUAGAUUACCUUCGAUCGGACGUAAUCAAUGCCCAUGAACACGUUUAUCACGUAAUUAUAGUCACAGCUGCAACAUAAUCAAGAAGUAUAAACACCGAAGGUACGCAGUUUGAUCUUCUUAAUUGAUCAUGGACAGAGGUAAAUUAAUUAUUUGUAUGGUAUUCGUGUUCAGUCUGGGGAUUGGCAGAGACAGAAGUGUGGAGGCUCAAAACUCACAAAACAAUAAUGAAUGUUUCACGCCAAAUGAUCUUAACGGCAAUUGCAUUAACAUAAAAAGAUGCCCAACGUUACGUUAUCUAUUACAAAAUCAGAGACACAAUGCUUCUAUUGCCACUUUUCUCAGAAACUCUAUGUGUGGAUAUGAGGGUAAAGAUCCUAAGGUAUGCUGUCCAUUGGAGAAUGAACCUACCACAACUAACUACGCCACUGAAACUUCUCAAAGGAUAACUACUCCCAAACCUGAUUCGACAGGAUCAGCAAUUUACGAAACAGUGUCGUCAAUCAAAUUGCCAUCUCAAAAAACUUGUGGGCGGUCCAAUUCUACUCACGUUCGAAUUGUCGGAGGAAAUCCUGCUGAAUUAGGUGCUUGGCCCUGGAUGGCAGCACUUGGGUAUCAAGAUCUUAAUAGGCCAACUACCGAAUACCAAUGGCUGUGUGGCGGUGCCUUGAUAUCAGAAAGAUACGUAUUAACAGCUGCCCACUGCACCGUCGGUAUUGGAAAUCGAAAAUUGGCUGUUGCGCAUUUAGGUGAUUUGAACUUAGAUCCUAAAGUAAAUGAUGGAUCUGGACCAAUAGAUGUUGCAAUUUCACGUAUAAUAACACAUGAACGGUAUAACGCACAAGAAUACACCACUGAUAUUGCAUUAUUAAAAUUAGAAAACAGUGUUAGAUUUAAUCAAUUUAUUCAACCCAUCUGUUUACCCAUCUUAUCACAUCAUAGAGCCAACAAGUUGGUUAAAUCUGUACCGUUUGUGGCCGGAUGGGGUUCCACAUCAUUUCGGGGACCAAGUUCUACUCAUCUAAUGGAAGUUCAAGUACCAGUGAUGGACAAUUCGGAAUGUAAACGAGCAUUUGCCAACAAGAAAUCAGUUAUCGAUGAUAGAGUGUUGUGUGCUGGUAUCUUAACAGGCGGAAAAGACGCUUGUCAGGGAGAUUCCGGAGGUCCCUUAAUGUGGCCAAGUGGUAGCCAAUAUUAUUUAGUGGGUGUUGUGUCUUAUGGAUUUAAGUGCGCUGAACCAGGUUAUCCAGGUGUAUAUACUAGGGUGGCAUCAUUUGUCGAAUGGAUCGCAGAUAACAUGAACUACAGUUAAAUUGCAUUAAAUGAUGCUGUUUAAUAGAAAACUUUGUGCAAUUAGUUUAUCUAUUUACUAUUACAGCAAAUUCAUAAUUUCUCAGAUAACUACCUACUUAAUUUUAACAUCUAUUGUUUUAAAAAUGAUUUUUCGUAAUUAAAAAUGAUAAUAUUUGUAUUCUUAUUUUAAUCGUUUAUUUUAAAAUAUUAAGCAGGUAUGUAUCAGGUUUAAGUAUUUCACUUUAAAGCGAAAUGUAUACCUAGUACCUAUUUUAAUAAACAUGAUAAAUUGUGGUUUAUGA